Lotus japonicus is the source of this 2004-nucleotide messenger RNA. Its product is annotated as protein IQ-DOMAIN 11-like. Gene Ontology annotation, molecular function: protein binding. The transcript is spliced from 6 exons. NCBI's taxonomy places the organism in Eukaryota, Viridiplantae, Streptophyta, Magnoliopsida, Fabales, Fabaceae. The coding region runs from base 412 to 1740 and encodes 442 amino acids. The record is from RefSeq and is a predicted model, not a curated record.
UCACAUGCAUCAUUUUUAUCCUUCAACUAUCUUGAUUUGUGUGCAUUAAUGUUAAGAUUACUUUUAAAGCAAGGCUCUGAUUAACGUGCAUGUUUUGGUCUUUGCAAAGACUAGUUGUGCCUAUAAGAAGCUAACUCUAUGGCAAGUUCUGCAAAUUGGUCCUUCUUUUCCGGACAAGUCUAAUGUUGAGUUUUGCACAAAUCCAUUAUUUUUUAUUGAACACAUGUAUCUUUACUUAAGCCGGUUCAGCUGAGUUUGUUUUUCAUAUAUAUUCAAGACUCGAAUCUGAGAAUUUGCUUAAGAAGAACCAAACAUCUAGCUACGACUUGAACCAACCACCAUCAGAAGCUUCACAAAUCUAUUAUUUAAGUCAAUCACAGAAACUGAAGCUGGUUCAUGUGAUAUAGUUAAAUGGCCAAGGGCUGGUUUAGCAUGGUGAAGAGGCUCUUUAUAUGGGAUACACAUUCCACACAAGAGAAGAAGGAGAAAAGAAGGAAGUGGAUAUUUGGGAGAGUAAAGAACAAGAGAUUGGCUACAAUUGAAGCCCCACCACCAUCAAAAGAAACAAGACUGAGUGAAGCUGAGGAAAAACACAGCAAGCAUGCUUUGAAAGUGGCUAUUGCCUCUGCUGCUGCUGCUGAAGCUGCUAUUACUGCUGCUCAUGUUGCUGUUGAGGUUGUUAGGCUCCAAUCUGCACACCAAUGUAGGGACAAGUCAGAAGAGUUUGAAAAUGUUAAAACUUGGCAUGAGGCUUCUCAAUUCACAUACAAUUUCCAGAGGAAGAUUGAAGAAUCCUCAGCCAUCAAAAUUCAAACAACAUUUAGAGGUUACCUAGCAAGGAAAGCUUUGAGAGCAUUGAAGGGAAUAGUGAAGCUUCAAGCUAUCAUUCGUGGCAGAGCUGUUAGACGCCACACUAUUAGUACUCUGAAGAGCUUGCAGUCCAUAGUAAAUAUCCAGUCCCAGGUCUUUGCAAGAAAUCUCCAAAUGGUUGGAGGAAGAUUGGAUUGUGGUGAAAAUGAAGAGAUGCAGGAUUCAAGAGACAAGAUAAUAAAGAUAGACUCCAACAGUGAGAGAAGGUGGGAUGACAGUAUUUUAUUGAAGAAGGAGGUGGAUGCCUCUAGCAUACACAAGAAAGAAGCUGUGCAUAAGAGAGACAGGAUAAAAGAAUACUCUUAUAACCAUAGAAGGUCAGCUGAAUCAGAAAGAAAUAAAGUAAAUGGAAGAUGGAGAUACUGGAUGGAAGAUUGGGUCGACACCCAACUUUCCAAGAGUAAAGAACUUGAAGAUUUAGAAUCGGUUUUCAGCUCACAUUCUAGAGCUGGUGAGGAAUGUGGAAGAAGAUCACAACUCAAGCUAAGACAUGUUCAGAGAACAAAUCAAGUUGAAGGUUUGGAUUCUCCAAUACUUUCUUCAAGGAAUCGCUCAUUUCCAAGUUCUCCUGCAUUUCCUACAUACAUGGCUGCAACAAAAUCAGCACAAGCAAAAGUGAGAUCCGCAAGCUCUCCAAAAGUGAGGAUAGGAGGGAAUUUGGACAUGAACUCUGAUUGCUAUUCUCCAUGCAACAGAAAGCUAUCUAUUGUUUCUUCCAUUAACCAUGAAGUUCUCAAUUAUGGUAGGACAAGCAAGCUUAGCAAUAAUCAGCAAAGAUCUCCUAACUUAAAGGGUCUUUCAAGGCCUUUAAAAUCAAGCCAGAAUAUUAAAGAUCUCAGUAUUAAUUCAGACUUCUCAACUCACAAUUGAGAUCAACAAAGUAAAUUUCAAAUGAAGUUAUAAAUACUGGUGUUGCAUCCACUACUAUAGUUUCAUGUUACCAUGAGAGGGCUUGAAUUGAAGUGAGAAUCUUUUUUGGUCUCAUGUAUAUGCCAGCACAAAUUAUACUUUUAGUUGAGUGGGCAUUGGUGUGACAGAAAUUUGUUAAGUUCUUCACUGAUUUGUUUAUUUCUUACUAAACCUUGUCUGAUGUAUUUUGUGGUGUUAUAUUAUACAUAACCAAUGUUCCUGGUU